CAAGAAUUCAGGCAAAUGUGCUUGGUUUAAGGGUUGAUAAUCCUGACACUAUGGCUCUCAACCAUCAAGGAGGAAUCUCCAGUAAGAGGGCCAAGCCCAAGUUGGCCUGGGCUGAAGACCAGAUGAUGCCACCAGAUGCUCCCCUAGAACACACAGAGCCUGUGAAAACCACUCAUAAAGCCUCCAAAUCUGCACGGUUCUACCUUCACCCUCCAGUGCCCUCCUGUGAGAGCUACAUCCUGUCUAACAGUGAGCUAUCAGAAGCCAGUUGUGGUGCUGGACCUGCCAGACCUUCCUCAAGUGCUGUCCUGCAGAAUAGGAGGAAACCACAUCGUCCUCACUAUGUUUUCUCUGCUCAUCAUAAAAAAGAUGGUGAAAGUGAAUUUUUUCCACUCACUGCAGAAGCAGAUAACAGCAGGAAUGAGGAUCUAGACAUCAGCACAUCUUUGGGGAAUGAAACAUCAUGGAAGGAGCUCCUUCACCGCAGUAGAAAAGAAGCAGAACAAAAAGCAGCUAGAACUCACCCUUUGCCACGUAGCCAAACAACUCACCUCAGUGAGGAUGGGGAGAAAGACCUGGCACAGAGACAGAGAACCCACUCCAAUGGUAGCUUAGAUGAGCUCUGGGUUAAGUUCCUGGAGUGCCAGAAGAGACACCAGCACUAUAGUUCUAGGAGUAAUGGUGAGCUGACCCUGGUGGAACGCCUGGAUCGACUGGCCAGGGUCCUUCAGAAUCCCCUUAAGCACACACUGGUACCAACAGCAUCUGACAAGAGUGUUUCUGAGAAGGGAAUGAAGGGAAGAGAAGAGGAGAAAAGAAGAGUGCCAGAAAAAAGCAUGUCUGAAAGUACCUCUGAGCCUGAUGCAACACAUGUUGAAGGGAGACCACGCAUCACCCAUGACAAAAAUAGCUUUGUUGAGCUGAGGAAAAACAGGUCAGGAGAGAAAAUCAUCUGCCACAUGAAGAACAUUUUGGAGCAGCAGUACUUGGGAACUCCAAGCGACAUCUCCUCAGAGGCAAGGCUUAGUGGAGAUCAUGGCACCACGAUCACUUCCACCACCUCAGAGUCAGAUACAGUGACCCAAACAGAGAUGGAAACUGUCACUCAGACUGAGGUGAGCAGCUCCAUUUCCACCAUCGAUACUGCCAGGCUGAUCAGGGCUUUUGGCCAUGAAAGAGUUGAGGUGUCCCCAAGGCUCUCCCAGCUUUAUCAUACCAUCAACCACCAGAGAAGUCGCUCUGAAAAGUGGGACAAGGGCAAAGCAGUGCGUGUGCAUUAUCCAAAGGUGACUUCUGAGAGGCACAAGAAGAGGAAAGAGAUGCAGACUGCCAUCUCCCUUUCAUCAGACUCAACUUCUAUAAGCAGCAUGUGGGGACCCAGCUCUGCUCUUAGUAACAAGCGGCGGACGCGGAUGCUCAACAAAGGUAUCCAAGCAGGAGACUUGGAGAUCGUCAGCAGCGCCACCAAGAAAAACACUCGAGAUGUUGGGGUGACUUUUCCUACCCCGAGAUCAAACCAGCCAAAAGAACAGCCACAGGAACCCUGGCGCUGUGUUGAUGGUAAUUUGGGAGAGUCAGAUGGUGUGGUCACAGCUCAGCAGGCAGGAGGGAGCAAGGGGAAGCAGAAGGGAGAGCCAGGCAAUGUUUUCAUGGAGAAAAGGACAAAAAGGAGCAGGCUGCAGUUACCACAAGGGAUUUCAUGGUUUGUCCGGGCAGGAGAUUUGAAAUCUGAAUCUAGGAAAGAAAACCAUUCCAAUUCCUUUGCUGGUCCUGGUCCGUCUUGGUUUGAGCCAUUCACCAGCACAAAGCCUUGGAGAGAGCCUCUCCGGGAGAAGAACUGGCAAGAGCAGCAGCACAGCAACAUGGUUCAGGCCAGAGUUCCAGGAGGAGACCCUGAGAACAGGUCCACAUGGCCCUAUGUGAAGCUUACUCUGCAGGAGGCUCUUGCAGUGCAUCGCCCCGACUUCAUCUCCCGCUCUGGAGAGCGUGUGAAGCAUCUGAAGCUUGUCAUGGAGGAGAGGAAGAUACAGAGCGUGCUGCAGUCCCAGCGGGAGGAGCUGUUUAACCCUCCAGAGAAAAGAAGGGGCUACAGGAAUGCAAGCAACAUGCUGUCUGACAGAGGUGUUCUCAUUAGAGGAAAGAGAAGAACAAUUCCAAGGAGUGAAAUGGUUCAAAGAUCUAAACGGAUCUAUGAGCAGCUGCCGGAGGUGCAGAAGAAGCGAGAGGAAGAGAAGAGGAAAAAGGAAUACAACUCCUAUCGCCUGAAGGCCCAGCUCUACAAGACAAAGAUCACCAACCGUGUCUUGGGGAGGAAGGUGCCUUGGAACUGAUAGAGAUCUCUUCAAAUGAAGUUGUGUGCUGCUUGGUAACCUUGCAGCAGGCGGGAGAUUGUGAUGUGCCAGAGAUAAAGCAGUAAAUACGUGUGCAGAGGAUGCUGUGUGGUAUUCAGUUGUGGUGGUUUUGUACUAAUAUCAUCUCUCUGUAGCAAAGAAUCAGUGAUUUUAUAUGAAUGGCAGGUUUUAAAAUAAAGGACUGUUUUUAUAGUGA
Messenger RNA from Neopsephotus bourkii (Bourke's parrot), 2547 nucleotides. It is a transcript of the gene ALMS1, whose product is annotated as ALMS1 centrosome and basal body associated protein. NCBI's taxonomy places the organism in Eukaryota, Metazoa, Chordata, Aves, Psittaciformes, Psittacidae. Bases 51 to 2330 code for a protein of 759 amino acids. The transcript has 9 exons. Gene Ontology annotation, biological process: regulation of centriole replication. The record is from RefSeq and is a predicted model, not a curated record. Gene Ontology annotation, cellular component: cytosol; centriole; centrosome.